AUGAACAUAUUCCUGUUUAGAAACUUUUUUUAAAAAGCAAAAACCUGCUCAUUUUAAUUCUAUUCAAUUUUUAAAGUUAGGAGAAUGAAAUCUUUCGUGAUUAUUAAACAAAAUUAUGUAUUUAAAAUUCUUUUAUGUUAAAAAAUCUUGAUAUAAGUUUCUUUCAGCAGACUUGGUAGGAUGGACUAUACAAAGAAGUAAGAGUUGAGUUUAGAAAAAACAAUUUAACAAUAAAAUUUUUUUGGAAUAAACAAAAGAUAAAAAGAUAUUGUGGAUGGAAAUGAAUUGAGAGAGUAAUUUAUAAUUUAUGAAUAAAUUAGAUAAUAAAUUAUCGAGACCAAAGUUUAGCCUGAGAUAAUGAGAAACUUAAAAUAAGGAAUGAAUUAAAAAUGAA
Paramecium sonneborni is the source of this 394-nucleotide messenger RNA. The record is from the annotation of a GenBank genome assembly. NCBI's taxonomy places the organism in Eukaryota, Ciliophora, Oligohymenophorea, Peniculida, Parameciidae.